GGCCAACUCGAACGCGCAGCAGAUCCCCAUAGACCCUGCCCUCUCCAUGUACCAACCUUAUUACGGCUACCAGCAACCUCCCACCAUGGCCCAGCACCUCGUCCCGUCAAACAGCCUUUCCCCGUCCUCGCAGGGCUCCGAGUCCCUCGCCGGGACACCGGCCGCCGACCAGCACUCGUUUCAGACACCGUCCACCAACGGCAAGCGCCCAGCCUCGACCCUCACCAACGACCCCAGUCGCAAGAAACAGCGCACGGACGACAGCACGCCCGACGGACAGAGUCCCACCGCGGACAAGGACGACUCGAAGCCAAAACCAACACGUGGAUCUAGAGCAUGCACAGUUUGCCGCCGCCUCAAGAUGAAGUGCGUCGGCGCCGAGCAGGGCCCUCCGUGCAAGCGCUGCAUCGCGGGCAACCACGAGUGCAUCUUCGAGGAGUCCAACCGCGGCAAGCGGUCCUCCAACCCAAGAAAACACGAGCUGCUCACGCGCUCGCUGCGCAAGAUGGAGCGCACACUCGACACCGUGCUCAAGUCGAUCGGCAACCCGAGCAUGGCGUCCGGCAUGACCUCGCGCUCGCCGUCCCCGUCCCCGUGCAACACACAGCACACCCAGGCGCUCAUAGCUUCCCCCUCGUCCGACGACGACGCCGCGGGGCCCUCCGAGCACCCGCCGAGCUACCACCAGGCCGCGGCCGCGUCCGGGAGCACCCCCGGUGGCAGCGGAAGCGCAGGAGGAGGAGGAGGAGGGGGAGGAGGGGUCGGCAAGCCGCACCAGUCGCCCAAGCUGCACUCGUUGCCCGACAACGCGCUCAAUCCGCUCGGGCUGCUCGCCGAGGCGAGUCUGGCGAACCGGAGGGCGAUGGGCCCGACGCCGCUGCUCCAGGCGCGCGCGUCGGACCCCAACGAGCUGGUGCUGGGCGUCGCGAGCGACAACUAUUUCCGGCCGGGGCCGAUGACGAUUUUGCCGCUGAGGAGGCUGUAUAUCGAGCGGCAGAUUCAGCCGGAGAUGCUGAGUUUCGUGAAUACGGAGGAGGUCGUUGCGUUGUUUGAUAUUUACUUUGACAAUAUGAACGUAUGUCCGCAUUGUAGCCUCCUCGACCGCGACCUCCACACGCCCUCGCUCAUCUGCUCCCGAUCGCCGUUCCUCCUGACCACAAUAUGUGCCAUCGCCGCGCGCUUCUACAGCGCGAAACCCGAGCUGUACGGGCAGCUCAUGGAGCUCGCGAAGAAGCUCGCGUUCAGUGUCCCGUUGAAGGGGUACAAGUCGCUCGAGAUCGUCCAGGCCUAUCUGCUGCUCACGCUCUGGGGGUGCGGCGCUGUUGAGCGGUAUGAGUACGAUAAGACGUGGUUGUUGCUCGGGAUGGCUACGCGGAUGGCGACGGACCUGAAUCUGCACCGCAAGACGGCGGUGGCGAGCCAGGACACGGAGGAGGGCCGGGCGCGCGAUCGCGAGGUGCAUAAUCGCGAGCGGACGUGGUAUCUCUGCUUUGCGCUCGAUCGGAGUAUUAGCGCGCAGAUGGGGAAGCCGCAUUCGAUUAAAGAGGAUUUCGUUAUUCGGAAUAUUUCGCAGUGGGUGGAUUCGCCGGUGGGGACGUUAGGGGAUGCGCCGUUGGCGGCUUAUGUUGAGCUUCAACGGAUAGUGUCGCGGAGUCUGGACUUUCUCUACUCGGGCACGAACACGCCUUCGGGGCUGCAGACGGACUGUGAUUAUCUUGUGGUUAUUAAGACUAUCGAGACGCAGAUUCAGGCGUGGGACCACGAGUGGUCUGUUACGCGGAGAGGCUCAUUUAAGGACGACGCGGGCAUCCGGUACUCGCGCGCGAUGCGGCAUUUCUACUACAACUACUACAUGCUCGUCAUCAACUCGUUUGGAUUGCAGAACGCGAUCGACCGCUCGGCGGUGGACAUCGGACACUUCUUCGUGCGGUGCUAUGGUGCGGCUACGGCCGUCGCGGUUGUUGCGCGCGACAUACUGGGGCCGAUGGGAUACCUCCGGUAUUCGCCGGACUCGCAUUUCGUGUUCUUGUCGUAUGCGGUGCUGAGUUUGCUCAAGUUCAUCCGGCCCGAGUUUCAGACGUUCAUCGAAGGCGAGCAGAAGAUCAUCGACCUCGUCAAGGACGUCGCUGCGACGCUCGAGAGCGUCUCCGUCGACGAGCACCACACGCCUGCGCUGUACGGCACGUUCAUCAAGGCGCUCAUUUCUGCGCGGACAGAGGGCCCUGCGGCCGGACGCGAAGACGGCACGACGGACGGCGUCAGCGCUGAUAUCAAGACGGACGGAUCUGCACAGAUGCCGUCAGGCCUGAACGACGCCAGCGCUGCAUCUGCGAAUGCCAGCGACGCGAACGUCGGUAUGGUCGGCAACGGCCUCUUUGCGGGUGGCAGCAGCUCGCUGGGCGGCGCGCUGGGUAACGCCAAUGGCGGUAUGCUGGGCAGCACGUUCAACGAGUACUCGUUCGCGGGCGAGAUGGGGCCCGUUGCGGACAUGUCGGUCUUCCCGCCGACGAUGGCGGAGAUGCCGAGUAUGGACGAGAGCGCGGGGAUGCUCCCGAUGGACAGCAUUCUGACGAACAACUUUUGGGAUAAUGUGCUUGUGCCUGGCUAUUCGGAGACGAUGGAGGGUCUUAGUGGCGGUUUCGUCUUCGGCGCGGGCGGGAGCGGGCUGAUUACCCCCGGAUGGCUGCACUCCCCGAUGCCGUCCGGGUCGCCCGAGCGCGAUGGCGGGCCGUUGGACUUUGGUCAGGGUAUGGGUGUUGCGCUGCAGCAGCAGCGGCAAUAGUCUCGAGUUUUCGCUGGCUGGCGGUUGCUUCCAUGUACAUUUCAUGUAUGCAUGAUCCUUUGCUUUAUCUUCUUGGGAUUCGCGCGACGUACGCUGCUUGUUCUUGUUGCCUGCUCUUUUCCCCCUUUACUUACAUAAUAGGUCUUCCCCAUGCUACGUAUCCAAAAUUCUUCCCUUUUAAGCUGCUUUAGUAUCUAUGCUCUUUCAUGUUCUUUUUUUCUUCUUGUUUUUGCCUUUUGUUUUUGACUCAUCUUGUUCUUCCGCCAAAACGCUGGUCUCGGAACGCAAAUGGCCGUAUUGAACUGUAAUCGUGUAUUACUACUUACAUAGAUACGUAGUAGGAUAAUCUUCCGUUACCACACGCUGUAUAUGUAUGCUUAAAAAAAACCGCGAAC
Molecule: messenger RNA, 3177 nt
Organism: Coniophora puteana RWD-64-598 SS2
Lineage: Eukaryota; Fungi; Basidiomycota; Agaricomycetes; Boletales; Coniophoraceae
Exons: 12
Coding region: 47-2782 (911 amino acids)
Biological process (GO): DNA-templated transcription; regulation of DNA-templated transcription
Cellular component (GO): nucleus
Molecular function (GO): transcription cis-regulatory region binding; zinc ion binding; DNA-binding transcription factor activity, RNA polymerase II-specific
Source: RefSeq, a predicted model, not a curated record